Jaminaea rosea is the source of this 366-nucleotide messenger RNA. RefSeq lists its product as hypothetical. The annotation marks the transcript as partial. The transcript has a single exon. Lineage: Eukaryota; Fungi; Basidiomycota; Exobasidiomycetes; Microstromatales. The record is from RefSeq and is a predicted model, not a curated record.
AUCAAGGUCACCUACUACGAGAAGCACGACCUCCUCGCCCCCUCGUGCGGUACCGGCUCUUGGAACCCUGGAAAUGACGCCCUCAUCGGUGCUGUCGGCCACUGGGCUGGCGGACCCGAGUGCGGCGAAUUCAUGAACAUCUGCAACCCCAAGCACCCCGAUGGACAGAAGUGCCUCACCGUCCGUGUCAUCGACCAGUGUGCGGGAUGCGCGGCCAACCACAUCGACCUCACCAAGACUGGCUUCAAGGCUCUGUCCCCUAGCGGUGGCCUCGACGAGGGCGUCGUCGACAACCUCAAGCUCUACAAGGUCAGCGACCCGAGCGAGAGCGACUGGAACCAGGCCCUCUUCGGUCCCUUCAAGCUG